GGCGCAUUUGCCGAGGCAACUAUCUACUUAAGUACUAAAGUCGCAUCUACGUAUAUGUGAGGAAUCAUACAUAGUAACUAUAGUAGUCCACCUGGUUAUUCUUCACUUACUCCAUACAUCUUUUAAUUCUGUUUAUUUCCAACCUCCCUACCGCACUCGAAAUCCUCCUAGGCAUGGACGACGAUUCAAAUAAGCCAGCGAUACCCGCGUGGCAGCAGGCUAACGCCGAAGCUGAUGCCACCUCGGAGCCCGAACACGCGACUAUAGAGCAUGCCAGGCGAUUCCUCGACGAUGAAACCGUGAAGGCUGCCUCGCUUGAAGACAAGCGUACAUUCCUCAAAAGCAAAGGCUUUGAGCAUUCUCAAAUCGACCAGCUCCUCAAUGAGUCGGCGGACGAGAGCACCCCGUCAUCGGCCAUCGAACCUGUAGCGACGACGGGUGAUGCAGACGUUACCGUCGACGUUUCCUCCACAGUUGCCGACAGUCCUUCAUCAACAGUAUCUUCCUUCUCUAACGAUAGCCCUUCGCCAGUAGCAUCAUUCACGGGCGAUACGCCACCAAUCAUCACGUAUCCCGAAUUCCUCACAAAGCCCCAACGUCCACCACCCCUCAUAACUCCUUCACGCCUAGCCAACAUCCUCGCUGUCUCGGGUGGCAUAUGGGCCCUUAUUUAUGGCCUCGCUGGUCUGGUUGUCAAACCAAUGGCCGAGAAUCUCAAUGAAGCGCGCUCUGAGUACUACCAUCACGUCAAUGGAAAGCUUUCCCAGCUGGUCGAGAAGCUCGAGGGCGCCGUGAGUGAAGUACCUUACAAGAAUGGAAGACCACUCAGGUCGCAGAAGCAGGGUCGCGAUAUGGAGGACAAUGAGAGUGUGACCAGUGAUCCCACCGAACUUUUCCAUCGCGAUGUUGGCACACAGACGUCACCACCUCCCUCUCUCUACGAGUCCAGCGCGAGUAGCGAAGAAAAGCCGGUUGACUCUGAAGCCAAACAGCUAUCCAGGAUCAGGGUGGCUCUCCGCGACUUGACUCUCAUGCACACACAAAGGGCCGAGAGCAUUGCCGACGUGAGAUCAGAGGUCGGUCAAGUCCGAGACCAGGUCGACAAGCUGGCGUAUCCGCCCAUUCAGGACCUUUCCACGUAUGGCGGACUCAGUUACGGCCAGAGCACGGAAGCGAAUGACGAGUUCAAGAAGACAAAGGACGCAAUUCGCAGUAUCAAGGGUCUUUUCUUGAGCUCCCGAAGCUUCCCUGCAGUGACGACGAGAUAGGAUGCUGAAACGACUGCUUCUGGCCCAUCUAUACCGACAUUUCAAAAUGGUCAACACCUAAAGCGCUCCUAUGACGAGGGGCCUGGCACCGCUAUGAAUAGCGACUUGAGUAAAAUAGGACCCAAGCGUACUCAGCUCGUUUCUUUCAACCGUCACGCGGUUUCUAUUGAGCAUAUACAGGCCUUAACGCGUCAAUUAUCAAAUCCUCAGCCCGACACCACGAGUUAUAGAAGAUAUACUCCGGCAGAGCUACACUCCAUAGGCGACAAAUCGCGCAUAUUUAGCAAAGGCUCUGUUAAAGUUGAUGCUAUCACGGUGGGAGCUUACAUAUUAGCCAAAAUGAGUAAACACUG
Messenger RNA from Xylaria bambusicola, 1621 nucleotides. Its product is annotated as peroxisomal membrane anchor protein conserved region-domain-containing protein. Gene Ontology annotation, cellular component: peroxisomal membrane; peroxisomal importomer complex. The coding region runs from base 174 to 1268 and encodes 364 amino acids. The transcript has a single exon. Gene Ontology annotation, biological process: protein import into peroxisome matrix, docking. Lineage: Eukaryota; Fungi; Ascomycota; Sordariomycetes; Xylariales; Xylariaceae. The record is from RefSeq and is a predicted model, not a curated record. Gene Ontology annotation, molecular function: signaling receptor binding.